AUGGAUCCACGCAGGCGUAAGAGGCUUUACACACUGUUAGAAGUUGUUGAGGAAAUUUUUAAAUCUAGUGAUGAUGAACAAAAUCAUACAUCAAGCGAGGAUGAGCCAGAUGUGCUUUUGCCUGAAGAAAUGUCUGAUUCGGCCCUAGAUCGGCAUUCAGAUGAUGAUGAUGAUCAUGAUGAUGAUGAUGAUGAAGACAGAGCCCGACCAUCAACCUCUUCAGCACAAUCAUCAUCUACUUCAGCUGCAACUUUCAGUGGAUUUACAGAUGAAGGCAGAGGCAGAAUUACAAGAUGGCACACCUCGGAAGAACCAGACAUUACCCCACCUGUGAUAGUGUUUCGACCAGCUAGAACUUCAGGUCCUCAGAUGAUACCUGUGGAGUCGUACAGUGCUCUGGAACUGUUUCAGCAGUUUUUUUCACCCUUAGUGUGCCAGACGAUUGCACAGAAUUCUAAUGCCUAUGCAGCAAAAAAUCAAGACACUGCAAGGAAGCCAUGGCAGGACAUGUCAGUGAAGGAUUUUUACUCCUACCUGUCACUAGUAAUAUACAUGGGUCUGGUAAAAGUUCCUGGUGCAAAAGACUACUGGAAUGGGUCCAGACUGUAUACACUAGGCUUUCCAGCUAGUGUAAUGUCAGGCCGAAAAUUUCAGGGCAUAUCAUCAGCCCUGCAUCUCAAUGACCCAAAAGAGGAUGCUGAAAACAUGCGCAAAAAAGGAACCCCAGCCUAUAAUCGCCUUGGCAAACUGAAGCCGGUCUAUCAGCAGAUACGGACUGCAUGCAAGACUUUCUUUCAUCCUCAUCAGGACAUUGCAGUAGAUGAACGAAUGGGGAAAUCCCCUGUAGCACAAAAAGAACAAAAUAAAGGACUCAGCUAUGAGUCUGUGAUGGCACUGGUGGAUAAAAGAACGUUAGGAACAGGCUACAAGCUCUACGUGGACAAUUUUUACACCAGUCCAUUACUCUUCAGAGACCUCCUCCAGAAGGGCAUUUGGGCCUGCGGCACAAUUCGCAGCAACCGGGUGGGCUUCCCGCAAGCCACUGACAACAGGCUGCCCAGAAAUGCUCCCCGUGGGAGUAUGAGAUGGAUUCGUGAUGACAAGUUACUGUUUGUUGAAUGGAAGGACACAAGGGAGGUGCUCAUGUGCUCCUCCUUCCAUUCAGCAAAUGGUGACUGCAAGGUACAGAGGAGGAUCAAGACUGGAGCUGGAGAAUGGAUGGUGCAGAAUAUUCCCAUACCUACUGCAGUGGUUGAUUACAACAAGAACAUGGGAGGAGUAGAUCUCUCCGAUGCCCUCAUCGGAUAUUACAGCGUCCUCAAAAAGACCAGGAAGUGGUACCGUGCCCUGUUCUACCACUUCGUUGAUAUUGCCGUGGUGAAUGCACUCAUCAUUCAUCAGCAGAUGGCUCUAGGUCGGAAACAAAAACCCAAAACCCCAAGAGAGUUUCGUGAAGCCCUGGUUCUGGAGCUGGCAGAUUGGAAUGACCCUUCUGGUCCUGAUCCAGUACCAACUGCACCCCCAGGCCAUCAGUGCCACAGGCCCAAAUUCAUCACUGAAACCAGCAACAAGAGAUUGUUUCAACCCCUGGCAUGA
Misgurnus anguillicaudatus (oriental weatherfish) is the source of this 1596-nucleotide messenger RNA. The record is from RefSeq and is a predicted model, not a curated record. NCBI's taxonomy places the organism in Eukaryota, Metazoa, Chordata, Actinopteri, Cypriniformes, Cobitidae.